GGACCACUUGUUUCCCUUGAAGUCAUGAAAACGAGGCUGCAGGCACGCUCCCCUGUUGUCAGUGUUUUGCGAGGGCAGACAGCCCGUGUAACGGGCGACAGCCACCAGACUAGGCACGCUCCAGUUGCCACUGAUCCGUUUCUGAGCACCAGCAGGCGUGCAUUUGGACCACACGUGCGACGCAUAUAACACGCGGGGCCACGUGAUGUCAAGAGCCGCGCACAGGAGCAACCACGCCAUGAGAACGUACUGCCUCUUCAUUAUUCUCGGUGCGGCGGCCGCCGUGCUGGGGGAGGACCCGGGCCCGUGGCGGCAGGUGAACCCGUCCAUCGACCUGGACCACUGCGGCCCCCACCACCUGCUGCGGCCGUGCCCUCCGCGCUGCUCGCUCGCGCUGCGGCCCGUCUACGCCGUCUGCGAGGACGGCCACCUGCGCAGGUUCCUCAACUGCUGUGCCUGGCGCCGCGACGUCUGCUUCUACAAGAGGAAAUGCACUUUCAGCCACGAGGAACCAGUCGGAGACAAAUGGUGA
This is a messenger RNA of Schistocerca cancellata (South American locust), 532 nucleotides long. RefSeq lists its product as uncharacterized. The record is from RefSeq and is a predicted model, not a curated record. The transcript has 3 exons. NCBI's taxonomy places the organism in Eukaryota, Metazoa, Arthropoda, Insecta, Orthoptera, Acrididae. The coding region runs from base 206 to 532 and encodes 108 amino acids.